Molecule: messenger RNA, 2823 nt
Organism: Ceratina calcarata
Lineage: Eukaryota; Metazoa; Arthropoda; Insecta; Hymenoptera; Apidae
Product: ABC transporter G family member 23
Exons: 13
Coding region: 339-2582 (747 amino acids)
Cellular component (GO): membrane
Molecular function (GO): ATP binding; ATP hydrolysis activity; ABC-type transporter activity
Source: RefSeq, a predicted model, not a curated record
AGUUCUCAGUGGCACCGCGGUCAGGUCACUUCGCCACCGCGUCACCUGUUUCUCAACCCGUUUCUCUCCAGUGUGUUCAGUGUUUACUCGACAAUUCUUAAAUAACUGUUGCCGUCAGGAAUUUAAAAACAGUAUAACAAGAAGAGCGUCGUUAAUCUGCUUGAAAAUUUGCACACAAGAAGACGAGUGAUCGAUGCGAGUAGAUUGAGGCACUCGAUUGACGAUUACGGGACCAACAGAUAUCGUGCGAUGUAACUGAGUCGAAGGAUUUAUUUGACGUUCGUUCCUCGCUGCUGAGGAAACUGGUGCUCGUUGUUUCCGAAGACCGCGUCGCAGAAAUGGAGACCGCCAGUUCCCCGUCAGUUGCACCGACAGCCUCCUUGGAACUGAAAACGCGCAGAGCGCAGUUCCAGACGCAAGCCUCCACUUUGGACACGAGAAGGAGACAGGCGGUGUGCGUGAGGAGGGCAUUUAAAAAAUAUGGUCCCAAAAGUAAUACGAAUAUUAUUUUGGAUGGGCUAAACAUGACCGUGCCGAAAGGCGCGAUAUAUGGCCUGCUGGGUGCAAGUGGUUGCGGAAAGACCACCCUACUGUCUUGCAUCGUGGGCCGAAGGCGGCUGAAUUCCGGUGAGAUUUGGGUACUGGGUGGCCGACCGGGUUCGAAAGGAUCAGGUGUUCCUGGACCACGCGUAGGCUACAUGCCGCAGGAAAUAGCGUUGUACGGAGAGUUUUCCAUCAGGGAGACGUUCAUCUAUUUCGGCUGGUGCGCCGGCAUGUCUACGGAACAGGUCGACGAGAAGCUGGAAUUUUUAAUAAAGUUCUUGCAGUUGCCAUCGGAGAACCGAUUUGUGAAGAACUUGUCGGGUGGUCAGCAGAGGAGAGUAUCCCUUGCUGCUGCUCUUCUAGCUGACCCGGAAUUGUUGAUCUUGGACGAACCCACCGUAGGAGUGGAUCCCGUUCUGCGACAAAAUAUCUGGGACCAUUUGGUUCAGGUGACGAAGCAAGGAAAUAACACCAUCAUCAUCACCACGCACUACAUCGAAGAAACGAGACAGGCUAGCCUAAUUGGUCUGAUGAGGGGUGGUAAAUUAUUGGCUGAAGAAUCGCCGUCGAGGUUGAUGGAGAUCCAUAACGUCGACAGCCUGGAAAAUGUAUUUCUGAAGCUUAGCAAGCGACAGAAUAUGGGUCUUCGAAGAAGAAGCAGCAUCCUCAGCAGUGUUACUGGUGUUCCUCCUGAAGUCAUUGCAGACGACGAAAUGAGUGGUGAAUUCGGCGAUAAUGUCAGCAUUUCCAGCCGAAGGAAAAGCAUUGUCAUCAACGAUGCAAGUGUCUCAGAAUUGCCACCCGAAGAACAAGGUUCUUCGAAAUUCAAAAUGCUCGACCCUCAGCACAUGAAGGCUCUUAUAUGGAAGAAUUUCUUAUGGAUGUGGCGGAACGUUGGUAUAAUGUUAUUUAUCAUCGGUCUCCCAGCCGUUCAGAUCAUUCUGUUCUGUCUCUCUAUUGGCAAAGAUCCAGUAGGUUUAAGGAUAGCAAUAGUGAACCAUGAAUUGAAUAGUAGUAAGGAACCUUGCAUACCAUCGCUAGGCUGCGAAUGGAGUCGAUUGAGUUGUCGAUUCUUGGAGGAAUUAGAGAAACGAUCGGUUGUACUACUACCAUACGAUGACGAGAAUGAAGCUGUAAACGCAAUUAAACGAGGCUGGGCUUGGGGUGCCAUAACGUUUCCUGCAAAUUACUCCGAAUCACUUUCAGUUAGGAUAGAAGAUGGCAAGGACGCUGAUGACUGGAGCAUCGAUUACUCUAACAUGGACGUCGUUAUGGACAUGUCCAACCAGCAAAUAGGGCAGCUUCUUCAAAGAUCUUUUUAUAAUUCGUAUCGGGACUUCGCUCAAGAAGUGGCAGAAUCGUGUAAUUACAGUCAGAAACUAGCAAGCAUACCGUUGCACUUUGAAACACCAAUUUAUGGUCCUCUGGAACCGAACUUCACAGACUUCGCCGCACCUGGUAUUAUCUUAACAAUAAUCUUCUUCCUGUCGGUCGCGUUAACUUCUGGUGCCAUGUUGCUGGAAAGGAACGAGGGUCUCCUCGAAAGAAGUUUAGUCGCCGGUCUCACUGGAACAGAAAUUCUUUUCGGACAAGUUAUUACUCAAUUUGUAGUGAUGGUAGGCCAGACGUUGAUAAUCCUCAUAUUCGGAUUCGCAAUAUUUAGAAUCACAUGCGAAGGCGAUAUCGGCUGGAUCUGUACACUGGUCGUUCUUACUGGACUGUGCGGCAUGUGUUUCGGAGUCGUUAUCGCUUGCUUCUGCGACAACGAAAGGAGUGCUACUUACAUGGCAAUGGGUUCUUUCUUACCAAUAGUUAUGUUAUGCGGAAUAAUCUGGCCUAUCGAAGGGAUGCAUUACAUAUUGCGAUAUAUCAGUUUCGUUCUGCCUCUUACAAAAAGCACGGAAGCCUUGAGAGUUAUGCUGGCCAGAGGGUGGACGAUCUCAAAUCCUUCUGUUUAUAAUGGCUUCAUUGCCACGUUCCUUUGGAUAAGCGUUUUCAUGACUCUUUCGAUACUGUUACUUAAGUUCAAAAAAGGAUAAAAUCCUUUUUGUUUAAAUUGUAGACUAUAGACUAGGCAAUUAGGUAGAAUGUCAGAAAUUUGUGUGCGUGAGGAUAUUUUACAAAUCAAAAUUAAAAAGCAAUGGAAGAAUGUACCGUACCUUAUGUUUGUUCGCUCAACACUGGUGUUUUAUAAUUUAUUACUUCUGUAUCACCAUGAUACUUUUUGUACAAUAAACAAAUCACAUAAAUAUACUUUCAGCGGAAACAAUAUAAAAGACA